Messenger RNA from Glycine soja, 1663 nucleotides. RefSeq lists its product as uncharacterized. The record is from RefSeq and is a predicted model, not a curated record. Lineage: Eukaryota; Viridiplantae; Streptophyta; Magnoliopsida; Fabales; Fabaceae. The coding region runs from base 152 to 1336 and encodes 394 amino acids. The transcript is spliced from 6 exons.
AAAAAAAAUGAAUAAACAAAUAAAUAAAUAAUAAAAGCCUUGUUUUUUUAAUUCGCGGUGUCGUUAGUUAGUUGUAACCUGGUAUCCCGACACGUCGUCGUUUCCUAGUUCUAACUUCUAACUAACUUUCAACGCCGGAACUCAGUUGUCAAUGUCGGUCUCCGGUGGCGCCGUCGUCGCCGGCGGGAAUGUGAGGAGGAACCACCGUUACCUCGGCGAGAACCGUUUCUACUACUACCCGCCACCGUUGCGGAAAUACAGAGAAGAACAGGAUCAUGAGAAGGAGCAGAAAUCAACGUUGUCGGAGAACAGACCCGGUUCCUCUUCGGAUUGCUCUUUUUCUUCGAGUGGAACAACGUGUGAUGUCUCCAACUUGCGUCGGUUCUUGGAGCACACCACACCACAUGUUCCCGCCCAAUAUUUUCAGAGAAUUAAGAGAUGGAAAACGAUGGAGGGAGAGUUGCAUGCGUACUUUGUGCUUGGGGACUUAUGGGAAUCUUUCAAGGAAUGGAGUGCAUAUGGGGCCGGUGUUCCGUUGGUGUUGGAUGGAAGUGAAUGCGUCACACAGUAUUACAAUGUCUCCUUGUCUGCCAUUCAGCUUUAUGUUCAUCCAUCAAAACCCUCCCCACGGUUAAGGAGACCCAGUCAGAGAGACUCUGAAUCUGCUACAGAGACAAGCAGUGACAGCAGCAGUGGCUAUUGUCAUGAAAAAGGGGCAAAGAGUGUGCAUGGCACUUGGAACCAGGAUAACUCGUCAGAUGCAAGAUAUCAAUGUUCAAAAAGAGUUUCACUAAGUAAACCUUUAACAAGUUCAUCAAGUGAUGAGAAUGAGAGCUGCAACCCACCCAGUCAGCUUAUAUUCGAAUACUUUGAGCACGAAAAUCCUUAUAAUCGCGAGCCUUUAGCAGAUAAGAUUUCCGACCUUACACGUCAAUUUCCCGAGUUGAAGACAUACCGGAGCUGCGAUCUUUCCUCAGCAAGUUGGGUUUCUUUGGCUUGGUAUCCAAUAUACAGAAUACCCACUGGUCCAACACUAGAGAGCAUGAGUGCCUGCUUCCUGACUUUUCAUUCCCUAUCAACAGCAGCUUUGCAAAGUUUAAGUAAUGAUGGAUUCCAUCUUUGUUCAAGAGGUAUGAACUUGUCAUCCAAGCUAUCAUUACCAAUAUUUGGGCUUGCCUUUCACAAGUUGAAAGCUUCUGUCUGGGAUCCUGAUGAGGUUUCUGAAGGUCAGAAAGCCAAUUCUUUGUUGCGAGCCGCUGAUAACUGGAUUAGGCUAUUGCAAGUUAACCAUCCUGAUUACAAUUACUUCAUGUCGCAUUAUCCAUAUUGGAGAUGAACAGAGUUUUCUUUAAACUGAAGCAGCCUAUGCAGUUCUGUCAGGAAUCAGGAUCACUUGAGUUUAAAAAUAGAAUAGCAAGGUUACUACUAAAGUAGUAAAGAAUAGUCGUAUUGAAAUGUUUCAUAUUAGAAGUUUUGGUCUUCUGUGUUAAGAACCAACAGCUUCUGCUUCUUUUCUGUGACUUGCCUAAUACUAGUGAAGAAAACUAGAAAAGGUCCUAGUCCAAAUGUGUAUUUAAAAUACGCAUUUCACUAGGCAUUGUCUGGUUUUGUACAGACGAUUGGAUAUCAUCUUAAUCUUCAAUAUACUACAUACAGUUAUACA